UUUUUUAAGCAGAUGUAUGUGAUAAAAAUGAAAUUUAUAUUUUAAGAGCACUUGGGCAGAUGCUUUUUGUUUAGAUCUCAGCAUUUGGGGCAAACGUUUUUAUGUAAGAACGUUCUUUUCCCAGAGUGUUCAGGUUGAUCUGCUGCAGAUCAUGAAUUACCCAGUAGACUUGAGUGUAUCUGUUCAGUAUUAACCAUGGUGUUGCUCUGAAUGUUGUCAUGCAGACUUGACAAACAUUUUUGUAAUGUAAAGGCAGACUUCUAUACUACCACGACCAGAGGAAAUUAAUGAGGUGAACGUGGGCGUGGCUUUUUUUAAAAUAUAAAUUACCUUAGGUAUUUUUUUUUAAGUGAGAGCGCAAGGAGAGGUUAAAAUGAGCAGCUGAGGGGGAGAAGGGCACAGUUGGCACGAAGUGCGGCCUCUUGUGCUCAGCUUCAAGACGCACUAUUGCCUCAAGGCUGGCCUUACAGCAUACUGCAGAAGGAAGGAACCCAAAAGUUAGUGAAGCACAGAAACUUAGGGACAUUAGACUACAGAGGCCAAAAUCAGGAUCCUGGCCAUGAGGUUUGAUGCCUCAUUUUAUUGAAGGGAGACACUGGACCUAAAUGGCGCAGCAUGACUUUGUUCCUGCCUGGCUUAACUUCUCAACACCACAGUCAACCAAGUCCCCUGCAGCCACCUUUGAGAAACAUGGAGAGCAUCUUCCAAGGGGAGAGGGCCGCUUUGGGGUGAGCCGUAGGAGACACAACUCUUCUGAUGGAUUUUUCAAUAAUGGGCCCCUCCGAGCUGCUGGAGACUGCUGGCAUCAGCCGUCCCUUCUCCGCCAUGAUUCUGUAGAUUCUGGUGUUUCUAAAGGAGCUCAUGUUGGGCUUUCUGGCAGUCAGCCUGGCUGGCAUGGUCCCUCACGGGGCCAUGAUGGUGUGAACCAGCGUGGUGGAGGAGGAACUGGAGUUCAUCGCCACUGGAAUGGCAACUUCCAUUCUCGGAAAAGUUCCGCCUUUCAAGAAAAGCUGCCUGUUGAAUCCAGGGAAGAGAAGAAGGAUGAUAAAGAGCAGUUGCAGUUUGAGGAAGAAGACUUUCCAUCUUUGAAUCCAGAAGCUGGAAGACACAACAACCAGAACAAACCGUUAGGGACGCCUUCUGGAGUAUGGGAAAACCCCCCUAGUGCCAAGCAACCUACCAAGAUGCUGGUCAUCAAAAAGGUUUCAAAAGAGGAUCCUGCCGCUGCCUUCUCAGCUGCAUUUACAUCACCUGUUUCUCACCUGGCAAAUGGCAACAAAGCCACCACCAUUGUCCCAAGUGUCUACAAAAAUCUGGUUCCUAAACCUGCAGCUCCUCCUUCCAAGCCAAGUCCAUGGAAAGCCAACAGAAGUGAACAUAAACCAGGCUCGCUUUCCUCCAGCCGUGACUCUGCCUUUACCAGUCCAGUGUCUGUAACCAAACCAGCGGUACUGGCGAGUGGCUCAGUCCUCACCUCUCCCAAAGAGAGUCCUUCCAGCACCACCCCUCCCAUUGAGAUCUGCUCUUCACGCCUGACAAAGCUGAUGCGCCGUACCACUGACAAAAAGAGCGAAUUCCUGAAGGCACUGAAAGAUGAUAGGAAUGGGGAGAUAACAGAGAACAGAGAAUGUGACAAGCUGGAUGAUAUGGAGAGCAACAGCACACCAGAACCAAAGGAAAACUGGGAAGAGAACUGCCAUCAGAAUGGCCUUUCUCUCCCUCUGCCAGAGGAGGGGGAAAACCUCUCUCAUUCAUUGGAAGCAGAACACAGGUUACUGAAAGAAAUGGGAUGGCAGGAAUAUCCUGAAAAUGAUGAGAACUACCUUCCCCUCACGGAGGAUGAGCUCAAAGAGUUCCAAAUUAAAUCUGAGCAGCGAAGAAGAAACGGAUAUGGGAAGAAUGGAUUUCUUCAGGGCCGCGGCUCCAGCCUGUUGUUCCACUGGAGAAGCACUUUUAAGACAAAGAUUGAGGACUCAGACACAGAAACUAGUAGCAGCGAAACGUCAGAUGAUGAUGCCUGAAAGUGGGCACAAGAAAAUUUAAAAUAAAUAAAACCAACCCAAUAAACUCAGUUCAUAGUUCAACAUGUGUUCGGGGUUGUAUAAACUAAACAGAGUUUAUUCUGUCUCCAGUCUGUUCAGUUUUUUCUUUUGUUGUUGAUACUUCAUGCACAAGGGAAAUAAUUGUAUCCCAAAGAAGAGAGAAAUUGGCUUCUUUAGCUUUUUCUUUUGGUUUUGCCCUAAUGCUUAAUAGAAGUUUGUGCAGCUAGCAAAUUUUGACACAAAUCCCUUGUGGGGCAGUGCACAAGUUCAGUCUUGUAAGCAGGACACAAGUGGCUGACUGAUCUUUGCAACAACAAGCUUCUAACAGUGCCGCCUGCAUUACAUAAUGUCGUGCGGUAACAGUGUGCUAAAACAAUCAUUGUCAAUGACAAAAUGGCUAUUGAAGUUCUAAUUAUGUUAAAUUAAUGCUAAUAACAUGGAUUUUUUUUUAUGUUUUUUUUUUUUGGCGGCUCGGGGAGCUUCAUCACUUAACCAGGCGUUUGUGGUUUUCUUUUUUUUUUUUUUGGGUACAGCUGUAAAAUAUUUGGAUAUAGGAAUUGUUUGUGUUCUUCUUCUUGCAGCCUUGAUAUUCAGGGUGGAUUGUAAAAUAUAAAUUUUUUGUGAGAUUUCAAAGAUUAAGAUUAUUUUGAUAACAUUAUUUACAGAUUUAAAAAAGUGACUAUCACAUUGAGUCUGUAUGAGGGGGAAAAACUACUGCAUCAAAAAUAACUAACUUGGAAUAAAUAUUUUGCAUCAGUUUGCCAAUUCUAAUUGUCUUUCUUAUAUAAGAAAAAGCUUUCCUCUAAAGGGACCUGCAACUUUGGGGGCUUAAUAGCACUGGGGAUAAAAAGUUUCUUCUCCCGCUGUAUUUUUCCACUUGGCAAACAUUGCUGUAGCACUCAGACUGCAGGAGCU
Messenger RNA from Indicator indicator, 2957 nucleotides. It is a transcript of the gene GPBP1L1, whose product is annotated as GC-rich promoter binding protein 1 like 1. Lineage: Eukaryota; Metazoa; Chordata; Aves; Piciformes; Indicatoridae. The transcript is spliced from 11 exons. Gene Ontology annotation, cellular component: nucleus. Gene Ontology annotation, biological process: positive regulation of DNA-templated transcription; DNA-templated transcription. Gene Ontology annotation, molecular function: DNA binding; RNA binding. Bases 606 to 2021 code for a protein of 471 amino acids. The record is from RefSeq and is a predicted model, not a curated record.